Durotheca rogersii is the source of this 2432-nucleotide messenger RNA. RefSeq lists its product as uncharacterized. The record is from RefSeq and is a predicted model, not a curated record. The coding region runs from base 181 to 2223 and encodes 680 amino acids. Lineage: Eukaryota; Fungi; Ascomycota; Sordariomycetes; Xylariales; Xylariaceae. The transcript has 5 exons.
CAUACCUCUGAGGAUUCCGCUCGGAAUAGAACCUCACAAUACCCAGAUGACUGGUGCUUAGCAACGAUAUAAAGGGGAAAGACCAUCGCCUCCGUCUUCUCUUGUGAGAGAUACUUGUCUCGCUAACCGACAGUCGAUAUACUUCUACAAGAAGCCCCUAGACCCUCCACUCACUCAAAAAUGGCAUCUCUCCCCAGCGUCGGGGACCUCGUCCCGCAGCUCGCGGGCCUCUCGCCCAUCCCGCCCGGCCACCGGGCCCCAGGUCUUGGCGGCCAGAACUUCACGCAUUGCUGCCUGUUAGCAGUGAACGAGUCGCUCGCAGUCGGCAGCGAUGGCAACCUCACAUACACGGCGACGCCGUUCGUAGCUCCGGGUGUUCCUAUCGGCGCGCUGGGCGGCGACGGCGGCCAGUUUCCGUGCGGCGCGUCCUUCGACGGCGACGUGGGGGGCGCGCCGCCGGUGCGGGUGCCGUACGACUGGUGCGCGGCGCGGUGCGGCGGGUGGGAGAUGUCUCGGCCGGGGGCGACGCAGCAGUGGGUCGGGCCGCUGGUGCAGUUCAUCGUGCCGAGCCUGGCGUUCUGCACCAACGUGCCGCGGACGCGCAAGCUGGCCAUCCCGGACGUCGUCUUCCGCGGGCGCCCGCGCUCGCCCGCCGGCUUCGCCUCGUACUGGCUGCGCCUGCUCGGCGCCUUCCUCCUCGUCACCGCCGACACCUUCGUCUGGCUCGCCAUCUGCUUCGCCUUCGCCGGCCCCAUGCUGCUCAGCGCCGUCUACGAGUACGCCCUCGACCGCCGCGUCCUCGAGUUCCUCGCCGCGCCCCCCGAGACCCGCCCCGCCGCCGUGCCCUCCCGCCUCCGCGCCCACCUACUGCUCGCCGUCGUCGUCGGCAACCUCCGCAUGGCGACGCUCGAGACGCACGACGUCGAGAGGGCGGGGCCCCGCACCCGCCGCCACGACAGCGUCGUGUCCGACGACUCCGAGCUCACGACGGCUCCUGUCAAUAGCCGCAAGAUAGGCGAGGUCGUGCACAACACUAUCUGGAAGAGGGUCACAGCGAUCGUGGAAGAAUACGAGGCGGCGAGGCUGGCGGAUCGCGAGGACGAGCCGGUCGUGUCUCUGCCUACUAAGCUGAAGUCGCUGCUUAAUUCCCAGGCUAGCUUCGGGUCGACGAUCGGCGGACCAACGCUCUUCUUCAUAGGCGGGUUCAUAUACACGGUAUUGGACGUCGAAAACAAUCUCGGCGACAACGACACCGCUCACGCCCUUGCGUUCGGCUUGUGGUGGAUGGUGAUCCCUUACCUCGCUAUUAUUUCCUGCGCUAUGCUUGCGUCCAACGGCACCAGCGCGCUCAACGGCAUCGUGUAUGACGGCAGCACCGUGACCCGCCCUGACGAGUACGAGCCGAGCUUCUGGGCGCAGCAGAUCAAGAAGGCCGAGGCGUACCCGGUUCUCGGCUGGGCCAUCAGGCAGGUCGAGGGCUACAGCCCGAUCGAGACCGCGUCCGAGGGGCGCUUCCAGACGGUGAAGCUGUGGAAGCGCGGCCUCAACAAGCAAGAAUGGGUCCAGGAGGCGAUCCGCGACUACGAGCACUCGGCGUCCGAGGGCGCGCCCGGCGACAGGCUAUCCCCGAGCGACCUGCGCCGGUCCCUGCAGCUCAACCGCCGCGACGUCCUGUACGUCCUCUUCGGGGCCGCGUUCGCGGUGCUGGUGCCGUGCUGCCUCGCCUUCCUCACCUCCUACAACACGCCGCAGGCCGGGCUCUCCUGCCGCAGCCUGACGUACCUCGUCUACGCCGUGAGCCAGGCGUGCGAGAUGGCCCUGUGGGCGUCGGCCGCGAGGCUGCGGGUCCGGCACGGCGCGCGCUGGUCCGAGGCGUGCCCGACCUCCAAGAAGGUCGCUUGGUGGGGGCAGGUGUUCGUCGGCUUCUUCUCCAUAUUCGCCGCCGCUGGCGGCACCGUUAUGCAGCUCCUCGGCGUGUUCCGCAGCUGCACCUGUAAGGUGCCCGUUAGAUACUGGCCGCGGCUGCAUGACCCGAGCGCUUAUAUCGUUCUGAGCGACAAUACCGCCGAAGACAUCGCGGCCGCCCAGCACUGGUGGACGGCGACUGGCACGACGGCCGUAAUCGUCAUCGGGAUCGUGUGUGCGCUUGCGUGGUGGCACCAACGGCGUCUACGAAAGGUGUUUCGAGACGAGGCUGAUAGAUUAGAAACUGAUGCGUGGUAAAUAAAACUAGCGGUACGACGCCCGGGGCCGUGAUCUGCGAAGAAAUAUGGUCUGUAUGUCGAUUAUGAUGAUUCGUUAGAUCGUGGCUUCGUGAAGGGGGGCUCAAUAAGCGACUUCGCAUCCUGAAGCCACCGCAGCUCGAUAUUAAUGAUGCUAAAUAACAAUUUGACCACCCCUCUGUUCAGGCUACAGCAUGGGAUGAUGAAUAU